AAGAAAAAGGAGAGAAAUAAAAGCAAAAAAAAAAAAAAAAAAUGCAAAGCGCCCUGACCGUGGCAACUUUAUAUUCUUAAGCGAGAGGAGCAAGCAGAGCAAAGUAAUUCGCGUUAUGUUGCAAUGAGCGAUAAAUCGACAAUGGCGGCAAUGUCCCCGUCGAAGCGAAGGCUACAGAAGGAGUUAACAUCUUUAAUACGUGAACCUCCGCCAGGUGUACAUGUCGAUGAAGAUCUUACUAGUCAAAAUUUAACGCAAUGGAUUGUUCACAUGGAAGGUGCAAAAGGCACCUUGUACGAAGGCGAACAAUUUCAAUUGCAAUUUAGAUUCAGCUCCAAAUAUCCUUUUGAUUCACCGGAAGUGACUUUCAUAGGUGGAAAUAUACCAAUACAUCCACAUAUUUAUAGCAAUGGGCAUAUCUGUUUAUCCAUUUUAACAGAAGAUUGGUCUCCUGCUUUGAGUGUACAAAGCAUUUGUUUAAGUAUUGUAUCAAUGUUGAGCAGUUGUAAAGAAAAGAAAAGGCCACCUGAUAAUUCCUUUUAUGUUAAAACAUGCAGUAAAAAUCCAAAGAAGACAAAGUGGUGGUAUCAUGAUGACAAUGUGUAACAGCAACUGCAAAAGUUAUUAACAACUUGUCAAUAUGCAGUUAAUGCUGGACCAAGUGGAAUAACAUUUUUUGUGUCUUAAAAUUAUUAUUAAAGUUUCAUAGACAAAAUUGCUGAAGUAAUUUUAUCACGUAUUUAAAGAAUUAGAUGCAUAAGUUAGAGAACAAAAAAGGAAAAAAAAAAGAAAAAACAAAGGCUGCAUAUUACUUAUUAUUAUAAUAAAGGAGUGAUGUAAAAUGCGUGAGUUAUCAAGUUAUAAAUUAUUAUGAUGUUAUUAUAAAUGAUACAUAUUAUCCCACAGUUGAAUAGAAAAAGCAUAAAUUACAAAAUGCAAAAAAUGCAGCCAAGGAGAGUGCAUAAUACUAACAAGCAAUGAAAGUGUUUCAUUAUUUGUGUAGAAAAUGCACUAUAGAAUGGUAUCAAAUUAAUAUAUUACAAUAAUCAUUAUUAAAAUAGUAUUCUUAAAAAUAUAGAUUAUGCUUGUUAUCUUGUUUAUUUAUGUAUUCAUAUCUCACUAUAUCAGUUUAGACAAAAAAAAAUGUAAGCAAUUACUUUAACUGAAUAUUGCGGUGUGCAAUCUAAAUUAACUAUAAGCAUAAAUAUAUAUCUGAAUGUACAAUAUUACUUAAUUCUAUGUUUCUGGAGGCAAUCAGAAUGCUGUUCACUAUUUUUUAAACUGGAAUAUGCUAAGUUGCACAUAAUGUCAUUAGAAUUCUGACAUGUAUUAUUAUUGAUCAAUAAAACUCAUCCUUUUAUAGAAUAAUGUGAAAA
Frieseomelitta varia is the source of this 1376-nucleotide messenger RNA. RefSeq names its product ubiquitin-conjugating enzyme E2 W. Bases 124 to 606 code for a protein of 160 amino acids. NCBI's taxonomy places the organism in Eukaryota, Metazoa, Arthropoda, Insecta, Hymenoptera, Apidae. The record is from RefSeq and is a predicted model, not a curated record. The transcript has 4 exons.